Messenger RNA from Drosophila takahashii, 505 nucleotides. RefSeq lists its product as uncharacterized. NCBI's taxonomy places the organism in Eukaryota, Metazoa, Arthropoda, Insecta, Diptera, Drosophilidae. The record is from RefSeq and is a predicted model, not a curated record.
UGCCACCACACACUGGGUUGUGCUCAGUCGAAUUUUGUUCUCGGACCAUUAAACAUUCAACAUGGCAGGCCAGCGCAUUGUAGUCGUCGCAUUUGCUGUUUUUCUCGCCGGAUUGUGCGUGCUGUCCGGUCUGAAUGCGGCGCCCGUGGAAUGCAAUAACGGCGAUGGAACCCAGAUCUCCGAAAAUGGCUAUCAGAGUCAGACGCAAACCGGUCCCGGCUGCCAGUCGCAGACCUCCGAGGACGGAUCCCAAUCCCAGAGCCAGAGUCAAUCUGGCGGUGGCUACCAGUCGCAGACGCAGUGCAGCGGAUCCUCCUGCGGUCAGUUCAGCCCCUUGCCGCCCCUGUUCACCCUGAAGCCAUUCGAGCCAUUCGAGCCCAUGCAACCCCUUACUUUUCAGCCUUUUGGCCCCGUGAGGAGCAGCCAGGUGCAGCAGCGGACAAACUACGAUUAAGGUUCUUAAAGGGCUAAACUCAAUAAAGAUUGCUUUUAUUUAAUAUAACAC